AUGUCUUCAAGAUUAUCGUCAGUGUGUGAGGAGAGUGUAGAGAGUCAGUUGCGCCUCACUCAGAGCGUCAUGGAGGCUCCUCCUGUGGAGAAGAGCUCAACAGUUUCAGAAAAGCAUACCAGCAAGAGGAAGAAGAAAAUAAUUUCUUCUUUCUUCAAGAAAGUACGUAAGGCUGUGAAGCUUCCCAUCUGCUCCAAGAACACAGUGGACUGUCUACCACAGCUGGACCCACAGUUUGACAACUCUACACCUAGACUGGAAGGGUGGAGCGAUGGCGCUUUAUCCAGUUCGGAUGGCUGCCCAGAGCAGUCCAGCUUUACUCUUCCAGGUGAAGUGCUUGUUGAGCCAGUAAGGGCUUCAGCUUGCCUGAACCUAAAGACAGCAUCCAGAUUAGAUGACUCUACACCUAACGUCAUCUCAGAGGACAGUACAGAGAGACUGAAAUUGGAGGCUUCAGUUACAAAAAAGGGCACAGAAGAACGUAGAGAGAGGAGAGGAAUCCACUCUUUCUUCAAGAGCGUGUGGAAGGCUAUGAAAAAGCCUUUCUGCUGCCAGAAUAAAGUGGAGCCUUUUGUGUCUCCACCAGAACUGGAUGAUCCUGAGCUGUCACCUGUCCCAGAGCCUUCAGACUGUGUCCCAACUAAUGAAUCCAUUAGCACUCGCUAUAUAGUACAAAAGAUUAUUGGAGAAGGAGGCUACGGCAGGGUGUAUGAGGGAAUCCGUAUUUCCGAUGGCAAAAAGGUUGCCAUCAAACGUAUUCAAAAGACUUUACGGGAUCAUUAUCUUCAAACUACUCUGCAUCCCAAACCUCUCAUUACCGAAGUUGCACUGAUGCUAACGAUGAGGCAAGGACCAAUAAGCCCCUACGUCAUCCAACUAUAUGAGUGGUUUGAGCACCCUCAAGUAUUUACUCUCGUGAUGGAGAAUCCGGAUCCCUGCGAGAGUUUGUUGGACUUCAUCAACAAGAAUCCUAACAUGAAUGAGAAGACAGCACGCCUCAUUAUGUGUCAGGCGGUGCAAGCAGUACAGCACUGCAUUGAGUGCGGUGUUUUUCAUAACGAUAUUCAUCCAGAGAAUAUCCUGUUGAGAAAACACACUUUGGAGCUCAAGUUGAUAGACUUUGGCUGUGGUCAUCUACUUAGUAGUAAUGGCUAUGAUCGCAGUCAAUAUAGAGGAAUACAGGCUUACUUCCCACCUGAGCUCUUCAUCUGUGGCAGAUUCUACGCCGUCUCUACAAACGUCUGGGCUCUAGGAGUGUUAUUGUAUGAGAUGGUGAACACAUGUUCUCCAUUUUGCAAUAUAACGGAAAUCACGCAAGCCGAAAUUAAGUUUGAAAACCCAGAUUUAUCCAAAGAAUGCCGUGAUCUGAUUGUCCAGUGUCUAAACCGUGAUCCAACUGAACGGCUGACCUUCGAGCAGAUCUUGCAGCAUGACUGGUGUAAAACAGUGGAUCUAGAAGAGUCAGAGGAUUGAAACAGCAUUGGUUUCAGAGAUGAGCCAGUGUAACAGACAGAGUAGGAAACUACAUCUGUGCUGUCACCUUCAAUUCUGAAUCAUAUAUGAUGUAGAUUUAAAAUAUGAUCAGUGAAGUGAGUUCACUUUAACAAUCUUGUUACACUGUACUAUAUGACGACUAGAAAAAAGACCUAAGUGAAGACAGUCA
Messenger RNA from Carassius carassius (crucian carp), 1663 nucleotides. Its product is annotated as serine/threonine-protein kinase pim-2-like. Gene Ontology annotation, cellular component: cytoplasm. Gene Ontology annotation, molecular function: protein serine/threonine kinase activity; ATP binding. The record is from RefSeq and is a predicted model, not a curated record. Gene Ontology annotation, biological process: regulation of mitotic cell cycle; negative regulation of apoptotic process; protein autophosphorylation. Lineage: Eukaryota; Metazoa; Chordata; Actinopteri; Cypriniformes; Cyprinidae. Bases 1 to 1473 code for a protein of 490 amino acids. The transcript has 8 exons.